AUGAAAGGUGUCUUUCGUUCACUCGUGAUUUUUACAGUAACUUUUCUCUCUUUAUCGCUUCUUAGGGCGAACUGCUUUGAAACAGAUAUUUUCUACGAUAUUUCGACCGAUCUAAUUCAGGAGAAAGAAUUGAAUGCUAAAACUAGCAGUUCCGGAAAGGGCUUUGAGAAAACUUUGGCUGCACAAUUUGAAAAGGCUCUAGCUAAGGAGUUCAACGAAAAGGAUGGCACAGAGUCAAAAGGGGUGGCUUCGGAAGGUGCUGGUAGAAGUUUUAAUCGAACAAUUGCUCUGCAGGGAGCUACUCUUGAAACUGUCGUGCGAGUUAGUCGAUCAAAGUCCUCUCCGUCUCCUUUAGAUUCGGCAAAAAAAAAUGGCAUAGAUGACACUUCCGGAAAGACUGAAGAAAAUAGCAUCUUCGGAAAUUUCCGAGUUGCUACGGCCAAAAUUCUGAAUAAAGUCUUGGCUUACUCUGUUUUUAACAAAACUCCUGAGCAUGACUUCUUUGUGGAACGACUUAUUGAUUCGGCAGACAAUGAGUUUGUCAUCUCAAAUCCUAAGAAUGGCACGAUGGAGUUACAGCAAGAUCACAGGCUUAUCACUGAUAUCGUAAUAAUAAUUUGUGCUGCCACCACUGGAGCUGCUAUUUUUGGUGCUCUUGGACAGCAGCUCAUCACAGGAUUCUUACUCUCAGGUUCAUUAAUCGGACCUGGAGGCUUCGGCCUUGUUGUCGAACUGGUUCAGGUGGAGACUCUUGCGCAGUUUGGUGUGGUUUUUCUCCUCUUUUCCCUCGGAGUAGAAUUUUCUAUUUCUAAACUAAAACAUGUUCAAAAUGUUUCUAUACUUGGAGGAAGCAUAGAAGUUAUAUUAGCAAUGCUUUUAUGUGGAGUAUUGAGUGACUUUUCAGGAGCACCUACCAAGGAAGGUAUAUUUAUUGGUGGGUUUCUUUCCAUGUCAUCAACAACAGUUGUUGUCAAGUGUCUGAUGGAAAGAGAUGAAAUGUCCGCUCUACACGGGCAAAUAAUCUUGGGCACAUUAAUUCUACAGGAUUGUACAAUAGGAUUAUUGUUUGCUCUACUCCCUGUCUUAGGAGGGAGUCACGGAGUUGCGGAAGGAGUAAUUUCCUUGAUCCAGACAGUCAUUACUAUGGUUUUCUUUUUGGUAUUGUGUAUUUUUAUCAGUCGCUAUGUAAUUUUUCGUUUCUUGAGGGUUGUAUUCACGUUCAGCAGUGAGCUUUUUCAGCUAGUUUUGAUUGCAUUUUGCCUGUUAAUAGCUUGGUUAAGUGAUCAUAUUGGGUUGAGUAUAGAGUUGGGGGCAUUUAUUGCAGGUGUCAUGGUUUCAUCAACCACUUUCUCAGAACAAGCUCUCACAAAAAUUGAGCCGAUAAGAAACCUUUUUGCUGCUCUGUUUCUGACCUCAAUAGGGAUGAUCAUGAAUCCUUAUUUUCUUUGGGUCCAUUUAGAUGUUCUUUUUGCAACUUUACUAAUAGUAAUAGUUUUCAAAUGUUCUUUAAUUGCACUGGUUGUACGUGCUUUUGGUUAUGACUUCAGAACGAGCUUUACGGUUGGGAUGUCUCUUGCACAAGUGGGUGAGUUUUCAUUUGUGCUGCUGAGCAGAGCUUCUGCAGUCGGGUUAGUUCACAGAAAAUUAUAUUUAUUGCUACUUGGUUCGACAGCAUUAAGUCUCAUAGCGACUCCUAUUUUGUUCAAAUUAUCACGACGAAUACUGCACUUUGGAGCUUUGAUGCGCUGGUUGAAGGUAGAUGUGGAAAAUGAACUUAUGAGGUAG
Bathycoccus prasinos is the source of this 1785-nucleotide messenger RNA. RefSeq names its product sodium/hydrogen exchanger. Gene Ontology annotation, cellular component: membrane. The record is from RefSeq and is a predicted model, not a curated record. Gene Ontology annotation, biological process: proton transmembrane transport; potassium ion transmembrane transport. Lineage: Eukaryota; Viridiplantae; Chlorophyta; Mamiellophyceae; Mamiellales; Bathycoccaceae. Gene Ontology annotation, molecular function: potassium:proton antiporter activity. The transcript has a single exon. The coding region runs from base 1 to 1785 and encodes 594 amino acids.